AUGGGAACCCAAUACAUGAUGCAAGCCGGGCUGGCCUCGGGCAUGUCGGCAACGGAGGGUAUCUACCCUGCGCAUCCGAAAUCUGUCGACCCUAACCUGGGUGAUCCAGCCCAUAUGCUCCCCGAAAACGUGGUUCCCAACUCGCGGAGCCGCAUUGCCGUUCGUGGAUAUGGCGGCAAGGACGUGAUGAUCCCCUAUAUAAGCAUUGGAACAUGGGCCUGGGGUGACAAGGCGACAUUCAACUACGAUCCCACCGUCGAUCUGCCGAAGAUUCAUGCUGCCUGGGAGAAGCUAAAGUCGGUUGGAUUGACCUUCCUGGACACAGCGCAGUCCUUUGGCAACGGCGAGAGCGAGCGAAUCUGCGGAACCCUGUUCAAGGGGAUGCCUCGGGAUGCGUUCGUCGUGCAGACUAAGUGGUUUUCGGGCGGUUUGUCUAAUACUUUGAUGCAGUCGCGCGGGCCUAAGGCUAGGCUGAAGGAGUCGCUCAAGCGACUGGGACUGGACUACGUGGAUAUCUACCUGGUGCAUGGACCAAUUCAUGGUAGUUCGAUUGCGACCGUCGCUGAAGGUCUCGCAGAGUGUGUGGAGGAGGGAAUGACGCGCGCUGUUGGCGUGGCCAACUACAGCACGCAGGAGAUGAUCAAGAUGGCCGAUGAACUUGCGAAGAGCAACAUGCCGCUGGCCGUGUCGCAGUGCGAGUAUUCAGUCAUUCGCCGUGUUCCGGAGGUCACCGGAAUGAUUCGUGAGUGCAGGAAGCGCGGUAUCUGUUUCCAGGGCUUUGCCUCGCUUAGUGAGGGUCGAUUGACGGGCAAGUAUUCCCGAUUCAACGAGCCUCAAAGCACUCGACGAUUCAGUAGUUAUCCAAUGCACAUGCUGGAGCCGACGAUCAAUGUGCUGAAGAGUAUCGCGGAACAGCAUCGUGUGUCUGUUUCUGCUGUCGCGCUGAAUUAUUCGAUCAAUAAGGGUGUUGUUCCUCUGGUGGGAGUGCGCGAUGCUGAGCAGGCGGAGGAGGACAUGCAGGCGCUGGGUUGGCGAUUGACCACAGACGAGAUCCGUCGCAUCGAGGAGGUUAGUUUUGAGGGUCACACGUCUGCCCUGUUGCAGCAUGGUUAA
Molecule: messenger RNA, 1113 nt
Organism: Penicillium subrubescens
Lineage: Eukaryota; Fungi; Ascomycota; Eurotiomycetes; Eurotiales; Aspergillaceae
Product: aldo/keto reductase
Exons: 1
Coding region: 1-1113 (370 amino acids)
Molecular function (GO): oxidoreductase activity
Source: RefSeq, a predicted model, not a curated record